AUGCGUUUCACCAUCGCCUCCAUCAUUGCCCUUGCCGCCGUCUCCAUGGCGCAAGUCACCCCCAACAACGCCGGCGCUAAGAACGUCGGUGCGGGCAACGGCGCCCAAUUUAUCACCGGCGGAUGCGUCUCAGACGCCGACUGCAGCUCCGCCUGCUGCGCCCAGGUCGAGAGCAGCGGCGCGGGUGUAUGCAGUGGAGUCGCAGCCGCGCUCCAGAACGGAAAGACUGGAUGUGGAUUCUCGGACCCCAACGCUGAUGCUGUCAUCGCAGCCGCACAGGCCCAGGUUGAGAAGCAGGGCUUCAAGAGGGAGGUCCGUCUCGAGUAG
Molecule: messenger RNA, 327 nt
Organism: Pyrenophora tritici-repentis Pt-1C-BFP
Lineage: Eukaryota; Fungi; Ascomycota; Dothideomycetes; Pleosporales; Pleosporaceae
Product: Protamine-P2 multi-domain protein
Source: RefSeq, a predicted model, not a curated record